AGAAGAACAAUAACAAGUGCUGCAAUUUAUUCGCAAAUCGAAGAAAGAAUUUCGUAUGUAGGGAUUUGAGCUACUUUUGUGAUUUUUUGAAGGAAACUGUCAAAAAUUUGUUUUGCAAGCAAAUUUUCAGUCAUUUUGCCAGUGAGCCUCGCAUUGCAGCUCAUUGUAACGUUCAGCAGACCCUUUCUGAGAAAAGCAAAUCACAUCACAUAAGUGGAAUCUGGUACUGUUAACAGUACCAUUGGAUGUUAUCUCUGGAUAUUCUACCUGUCCAAAUGGAUGGGUAAAGAAGAAAGUCGAAAAAUUUGAAGAAUAGUGUAAACGUUUUGCACUUUGCCAGCUUGAAACGCAAAGGAGCGGAGAUGGCAGGUGAAGUUUCGAGACCUGACGCUGGCGCCCUAGCAGGGGUGCUGGAGAUGACUGCCACCGAUAAUACCAUUAGAUUUAGUGGCCACACUUUAGACAAAGCCACAAAGGCUAAAGUAACUCUUGAAAAUUAUUAUUCAAACCUGAUUGCUCAGCAUUUGGAGCGGAAGCAAAGACUAGCAAAGCUCGAAGAGAGUUUAAAAGAUGAAGGGCUUUCAGAGUCCCAAAAGCAAGAAAAAAGGCUACAGCAUGCUCAGAAAGAAACAGAAUUUUUACGCCUCAAACGCUCCAGGCUAGGUGUUGAAGAUUUUGAACCCUUGAAAGUGAUUGGUAGAGGAGCUUUUGGAGAAGUACGUCUAGUUCAGAAGAAAGAUACUGGACAUGUCUAUGCAAUGAAAAUAUUGCGUAAAGCUGAUAUGUUAGAGAAAGAGCAAGUGGCUCAUGUAAGAGCAGAGCGUGAUGUUCUUGUUGAAGCUGAUCAUCAAUGGGUCGUUAAAAUGUUUUAUAGUUUUCAAGAUCCAAUUAACCUGUAUCUAAUAAUGGAGUUCCUACCUGGAGGAGAUAUGAUGACACUUCUGAUGAAGAAGGAUACCUUGUCAGAAGACUGUACUCAAUUUUACAUUGCAGAAACUGCUCUUGCCAUUGACUCUAUUCAUAGAUUGGGUUUUAUACACAGGGAUAUUAAGCCUGAUAAUCUUUUGUUGGAUGCUCGGGGACAUAUCAAAUUAUCAGAUUUUGGUUUAUGCACUGGUUUAAAGAAAUCUCACCGUACAGAUUUCUAUAGAGAUCUCAGCCAAGCUAAACCCUCUGAUUUUAGUGAGUAUUCGCUGUUCAAUACCUCCAGUCCUAUGGAUAGUAAACGUAAGGCAGAAAGCUGGAAGAAAAAUCGGAGAGCUCUAGCCUACAGUACUGUUGGAACUCCUGAUUACAUUGCUCCUGAAGUCUUUUUACAAGCUGGUUAUGGACCUGCUUGUGAUUGGUGGAGUUUAGGGGUCAUCAUGUAUGAAAUGCUAAUAGGUUAUCCCCCUUUUUGUAGUGAAAAUCCUCAGGAAACUUAUCGUAAAGUAAUGAAUUGGCGAGAGACAUUAUCUUUUCCACCUGAGGUGCCAAUAUCGGAAGAGGCACGUGAAACAAUAGUCCGCUUUUGCUGUGAUCCCGACCGUCGUUUAGGUUCUCAACGAGGUCUAGAAGAGCUGAAAUCAGUUCCAUUUUUCCGUGGGGUUGAUUGGGACCAUAUUCGAGAAAGACCCGCUGCAAUCCCUGUUGAUGUACGAUCAAUUGAUGAUACAUCAAACUUUGAUGAUUUCCCAGAUGUCAAACUCGAAAUUCCUGCCGCUCCACUGCCUCAAGAUGGAGAAGUCAUCUAUAAAGAUUGGGUGUUUAUUAAUUAUACCUUCAAGCGAUUUGAAGGUCUUACCCAAAGAGGUACUCCCACGAAAAAAUGAAUCUCAAGUUACCAACUAUCUUAUCACGCUGUCAAGUAAAUGUGGACAGUUCCAACGAAAGACUCUUUUUAUUAUUAUCGUUUUGUUUAUUUUUAGUGCCACCCAUCAGAUGACAAUACUGUAAAUAUAUAGUGCUCUCUUUCUUUAUCUGUAUGCGCCUGUUGUGUGAAUGAUUGUGCGUACGUGAUGUGCGUUAGGCAGCUGUCUCCCUACCAAUCUGCCUUAUUCUCAUGCAAACUGUUUAGUGUCCUGAGCAAGGAAGUGAUAUGCAUGUUUCUUUUGAGUUCUCUCAGUACUGCUCUUUUAGCUCAUUUUUUUGUUUGUGCUGCCGACAGCUGGAAGAGCUGUUUUUUAAUUGUCUUUACUAAUGUUAUAGUAUGUUGUAUGUCUAUUUCAUAAAUUAUUUAUGUUGUCGCUUUUAUAAUGUAGUAACAUUGUUUUGUUUUGUUUAAAUUCCUAUUUGUCUUGCAGGCUUAUUGUGGCACAAUAAUAAUGUUAAUGAAAAAAUAAUAAUAGUUAUUAUUACCUAUAUCAGUGAGUAGGAUGGAAAUGUUUAUUUUCCACAUUAAACUUCCAUUUCCUAUCUUGGUACACUUGUGAUUGAGUUUUGAUGGCAGGAUGUUAAUAUUUCUUGGUUUAAUUUGGUACAUGAUCAUGCUUGUUUUAGAUUAGGUGAUAUUGUAGGGUGCAGACAUUCCUAAACAAUUUAGUCAUCCUGUUUUGUUUUUGUUUUCCAAAUGUAAGCCUCAUAUUCUAAAGAAGAGCAUUUUUGUACUUAGAUGAGAGGUACCACUCCUACUGUGAGUUGUGUAACUUAUUAGUUCUUCUAGUUUGAAGCCUCUCUAGCCAUAUAAAAGUCUAAAUAGUCAGAGGACUUUUCAGGUCAACCCAGAUUUUCCAAAAUACGUUAAAUUUCCAAACGAGGUGUUUCACAUAUAAAGUUCUAUGAAAUCUUGUUUUUUAUUCAAGAAUUUUAUUUAUGAUCUUACCCUCCUGCUAGUGCCUACAGCUUUGAUGAAGGUACCUUGUUGAUUGUUUUGAAGUCCAAUUGGACUUGAACUAACAGUUAAAUCUUCUUGUUUUGUGAUUGUAAGGUCAAGGAGCUAGGUUUAUCUCAAAUGAAGUGGAAGUUUAACAUAUCAGUUUAGUAAGAUUGAUUGUUACCGCAUGUGAUAUGUGUGUGCAGCUGUGAAUGGGAGCCAGUCAGUCUCUUUAUAAUUAGUUAUUUGGGUUACAAUGCUAUUUUGAAGCAUUGUCUUUGCUUUUAUGUUUUAGGAGGAUGAUAAUUACACAGCACACCAUUGUCUGAUAUUACCAAAUUAUGAUCUUAAAUAUUUGAACAGAAAAGUGUCAUUGGGAGUGCUUGGAUUUAUUUUUUUGACCUUGCAUUCUAUUUUUCUUUUUCUUUUUCUUGUUAUAACUGAAGUGGAUUGCCUCUCUUUCUUUUAUAGGUUUUUUCCUUAUGAUUAAUUUUGAAUUUUCCUUUUGGUAAUAUUUUUUUAUUAGAAUGAAUGAUGAGAGAUCAUUCCUUGCUGGCUCCAUGAUGAAGAGUACUUGAUUGUUUGUGCUGCUUGUAUUUUUGUGUGUUUGUUUGAAUGACUGUUGUAGUAUGUUAAAUAGUGAGUGAUUUCAUGAGUGUGUGUACAUUUUGUCAAGUGUGAAUGUGCUUUAUGCAAUAGAGUCACAUAUAGUCCAAGCAUAGAUUUCUACAAAUGAAUAAUCUCUAUUUAUUUAACAUAAAGUUAUGCUUUUCAAACUGUAGAGGAGCACUGAUUGUUGUACAUAGGGACAUGUUUAUAAACACUCUUUACUGAAAGACAGUCUUAGAGAAAAAUGUGCACUAAUAUUCAGAUUGUUAGUGUAAAUUUGUACUAUUUAGUGCCAAUAUGAAGAUGAGAGCUUAAAAAGAUGUAAAUUGUCAAAUGUGAUUUUUUUUCCUGUUCACUCAGAAAUUAUCCUAAAGAAUUAUUUUAGAGAGACUGCCUCCCCUGUGGAUUUAAAGCCAGUGUUCUUUGAUAGCUAAAUUGUAUUAAUCAUGAUUUGGUACAUGGCAUAAUCUUAUGUACAAAAAUGUUGUCAAUAGAAAGUAAAGUUUGUUUCAUUUUUA
Molecule: messenger RNA, 3918 nt
Organism: Frankliniella occidentalis (western flower thrips)
Lineage: Eukaryota; Metazoa; Arthropoda; Insecta; Thysanoptera; Thripidae
Gene: trc
Product: serine/threonine-protein kinase tricornered
Exons: 11
Coding region: 363-1811 (482 amino acids)
Biological process (GO): peptidyl-serine phosphorylation; intracellular signal transduction
Molecular function (GO): protein serine/threonine kinase activity; ATP binding
Source: RefSeq, a predicted model, not a curated record